CACUGCAUGCGAACCAAAAGAUGCUGACAGGGUUUCUCAAGAACAGACUCCACUUCAGGGGUUUCGUCAUCUCAGAUUGGGAGGGAAUUGACAGGAUUACAUAUCCACCACAUGCAAACUACACAUACUCUGUUCAAGCAUCAAUUCUAGCUGGUGUUGACAUGGUCAUGGUUCCUUAUAACUACCCAGAAUUUAUCAAUGAAUUGUCCAAUCUGGUUAAGAAGAAUGUCAUUCCCAUGAGCCGCAUAGAUGAUGCUGUGAAGAGGAUUUUGAGGGUUAAGUUCUCCAUGGGGCUCUUUGAGACCCCGCUUGCUGAUAACAGUCUGGCCAACGAAGUUGGAAGCAAGGAGCAUAGGGAACUCGCGAGGGAAGCUGUGAGGAAAUCACUUGUGCUAUUGCAAAAUGGAAAAUCUGCAGCAGCCGGGCCUCUGCUGCCUCUCCCUAAGAAAGUGCCAAAGAUUCUUGUUGCUGGAAGCCAUGCAGACAACUUGGGUUAUCAAUGCGGUGGAUGGACAAUCGAAUGGCAAGGAAUUGGCGGGAAUAACCUCACUGCCGGAACCACCAUCCUUAAUGCCAUCAAAGCCACUGUGAACCAAAGCACCCAGGUGGUCUUCAAUGAGAACCCUGACCCUGCCUUUGUCAAGUCCAAUGACUUCUCCUACGCCAUCGUGGUAGUAGGCGAGCAACCCUACGCUGAGACCAAAGGUGAUAACCUGAACCUCACUCUCCCUGAGCCCGGGCCUAGCACAAUCAACAAUGUAUGCGGGGCUGUCAAGUGUGUUGUCGUUGUUGUCUCCGGACGGCCUCUUGUUAUCGAACCAUAUCUUGCAUCAAUGGACGCUCUGGUGGCUGCAUGGCUCCCAGGUAGUGAAGGUCAAGGUGUGGCUGAUGCUCUUUUUGGUGACUAUGGAUUUUCUGGCAAGCUGGCUCGAACAUGGUUUAAACGAGUAGAUCAGCUACCCAUGAAUGUUGGGGAUCAACAUUAUGACCCUCUUUUCCCAUUUGGUUUUGGGCUAACAACUAAGCCUUCGAGGCAAAGCAGCUGAAGAUCCAUUCCCUAGAAAAAGUUCCAAGAACAAGUUUUUUUUUUUUUUUUCCUAAGCUAGU
Messenger RNA from Juglans regia (Persian walnut), 1107 nucleotides. Its product is annotated as beta-glucosidase BoGH3B-like. The transcript is spliced from 5 exons. Gene Ontology annotation, molecular function: beta-glucosidase activity. Gene Ontology annotation, biological process: glucan catabolic process. The record is from RefSeq and is a predicted model, not a curated record. Lineage: Eukaryota; Viridiplantae; Streptophyta; Magnoliopsida; Fagales; Juglandaceae. Bases 21 to 1046 code for a protein of 341 amino acids.